AGAGUCAAAAUGGCGCCACCUGUUGAACGUCCCAUGUGCUGUUUCCGGUCGUACUCGGAAGCACGAUUCCCAGCCGUAGCUGGAACUGUUUGCAGUUGCCAGCAGUGUGGAUUUUCCAAAAAGUGGUCGCCGCGGAGCCAGCCAAUAUGUCCAACAGAAACAACAACAAGCUGCCCAGCAACUUGCCGCAGUUACAGAAUCUGAUCAAGCGGGACCCACCGGCCUAUGUGGAAGAGUUUCUACAGCAAUAUAAUCACUACAAAUCCAAUGUGGAGAUUUUCAAAUUACAACCAAAUAAACCCAGCAAAGAACUGGCAGAGCUGGUGAUGUUUAUGGCACAGAUUGGUCACUGCUACCCAGAACAUUUAAGUAACUUUCCUCAAGAGCUGAAAGAUCUUCUCUCCUACAAUCACACUGUCUUGGAUCCAGAUCUUCGAAUGACAUUUUGCAAAGCUUUGAUCUUGCUGAGAAAUAAGAAUCUCAUCAAUCCAUCAAGUUUACUAGAACUCUUCUUUGAACUUCUGCGUUGUCAUGAUAAGCUGCUGCGAAAGACUUUAUAUACACAUAUCGUGACUGAUAUCAAGAAUAUAAAUGCAAAACACAAGAACAAUAAAGUGAAUGUAGUAUUGCAGAAUUUCAUGUACACCAUGUUAAGAGACAGCAAUGCCACUGCAGCCAAGAUAUCCUUGGAUGUGAUGAUUGAACUCUACAGAAGAAAUAUCUGGAACGAUGCCAAAACUGUCAAUGUGAUCACAACUGCAUGUUUCUCUAAGGUCACCAAGAUAUUAGUUGCUGCUUUGACAUUCUUCCUUGGGAAGGAUGAAGAGGAGAAACCGGACAGUGACUCAGAAUCUGAGGAUGAAGGACCAACAGCAAGAGAUCUGCUAGUGCAGUAUGCCACAGGGAAGAAAAGCUCUAAACACAAGAAAAGAUUGGAAAAGGCUAUGAAAGUGCUCAAGAAACAAAAGAAGAAGAAAAAACCAGAGGUGUUUAACUUUUCAGCUAUUCACUUAAUUCAUGAUCCCCAAGAUUUUGCAGAAAAACUGCUAAAGCAGCUAGAGAGCUCUAAGGAGAGAUUUGAAGUGAAGAUGAUGCUCAUGAACCUCAUCUCCAGAUUGGUGGGAAUUCACGAGCUUUUCCUCUUCAACUUUUAUCCCUUUGUGCAAAGGUUUCUGCAGCCCCACCAAAGAGAAGUAACAAAGAUCCUUCUGUUUGCUGCACAAGCAUCUCAUCACUUAGUACCCCCAGAGAUCAUUCAGUCAUUGCUCAUGACUGUGGCCAACAAUUUUGUUACGGACAAGAACUCUGGAGAAGUCAUGACAGUAGGAAUCAAUGCUAUAAAGGAGAUAACAGCUCGAUGUCCUCUAGCCAUGACUGAAGAACUUCUCCAAGACCUGGCUCAGUAUAAAACACACAAAGAUAAGAAUGUGAUGAUGUCCGCUAGAACUUUGAUUCAUCUCUUCCGAACACUGAAUCCUCAGAUGUUGCAGAAGAAAUUUCGGGGUAAGCCUACAGAGGCCUCCAUAGAAGCAAGAGUGCAAGAAUAUGGAGAAUUAGAUGCUAAAGAUUACAUUCCAGGAGCAGAAAUUCUGGAAGUUGAAAAAGAAGAAGAGAAUGCUGAAAAUGAUGAAGAUGGGUGGGAAAGUGCUAGUCUCAGCGAGGGAGCAGAUGAUGAUGGUGAGUGGGUCGACGUGCACCACUCCUCCGAUGAAGAACAGCAAGAAAUUUCCGAGAAGCUGCAUAACAUGCCCAUGGAGGAGCGGAAAGCCAAAGCUGCAGCUGUGAGCACCAGCCGAGUUUUAACUCAGGAAGACUUCCAGAAAAUCCGUCUGGCCCAAAUGAGGAAAGAACUUGACGCUGCUCCUGGGAAAGCCCAAAAGAGGAAAUAUAUCGAAAUAGACAGUGAUGAAGAGCCCAGGGGUGAGUUACUUUCUCUUCGGGACAUUGAACGACUUCAUAAAAAGCCUAAGUCUGACAAGGAGACAAGACUAGCAACUGCAAUGGCUGGAAAGACAAACCGAAAAGAAUUUGUGAGGAAGAAGACCAAAAUGAAUCCAUUUUCCAGUUCCACAAAUAAAGAGAAGAAAAAACAGAAAAACUUUAUGAUGAUGCGGUAUAGUCAUAAUGUCCGCUCAAAAAAUAAGCGUUCCUUCCGAGAAAAGCAGUUGGCGCUGCGAGAUGCACUUUUGAAAAAGAGAAAAAGAAUGAAGUAACCUGGACAAGCAAGUGUUCCAUUCCAAGGAGAAUGUUAAAUUCAUGUCAUUACUCUGAAAAUUAGUAAAUCAAGAAUGCUUAUUUACAUUAAGAAGUCCAGAAGUACUGUGUUAUAAAAACCAAAGUAAAUUUAGUAGCAAUUUGGUGUUUUUAUUUUGGAGAUGGAUAAUAUGGGGAUGUUUGAAAUGCAAAUAGUAGUGGUAUUAUAAAAUCAUUUUCUAAAUUUAGUGUUCAUAUAAAGGAUAAAUUAUUGAAUGUCUGCUAAUUUGUCACUAUAGUUAUAAAAAUGACCAUAAUCCCUCACUCAAGGCAUUCACAGCCUAUUUGGGGGAUUUGGGGACAGGUGUAUAUAUGUGUAUUUACAGUGCAGUGUAAAUAGUUCUCUAGUAGAGAUAGGUCCAUACUUCUGUGGGGUUGCAGAGGCCUUACAGGACUCCGCAGGGCACAGGAGUUACAUAUCCCCUUGAAACACAACAGGACAAUGUUACAAGAGUAAGAGGUUCUUACUUGUAAAUAGGCUUACCUGCUGAAAACAGGUCCCUGCUGUACAGAUUUUGGGUAGACAAUUUAGCUCUUUUAGUCCAUCCAAAAGAUUUAAACAUUUCUUUGAAUGCCAGGUAAAAUCCUUGCUUUCUAAAUUGCCUUAUGUAUAAAUAGUAAUCUUUGAUUGUCUUUAGGUUAUCAUUUGAGUUGCUCAUUCUUCUAUAGAGGAAAAAGAAAUCAAACUGGUUUCUUUAGCCUUUUUUUACCCUGCAAUAUUUUCAGCCCAGUGUUUGCCUUGUGUCCGUCCAUAAAGGGUUUCUGAUCUCAGAUAGGUACUCUUGUAUGUCUUGAGUGGCUGUGUUGGUCUCUCUUCCCUAAGUAUGCUUGAGUAAAUUUCAGGAGACAAAAUGCCUUGGUCACUCUCUCUGUUUGCAGGUUGUCGUAUUUAGAAAAUUUAUUGCCUUGUACCUCAGAUUUUUUAGAUAAUGUGGUAGAUGAAAAAAUUGCUUCUAUGUUACUUUAAAGUAAAAAGCAAUUUUGUGCCCACUCAGAAUUAUAAAGUUUCUAAGAACCACUUUUCUUGUUCUUUGUCCAGUAUCUUCUGUUCACUUUCUGAGUUCAACUUCGGUUUUAUUUUAAUGAAACUUUGUGACUUGCCCCAGGAUGCCCCAGAUCACUGGGCAUUAGUUGUGAAGACCUUGAGGAUUAAUGAUUAAAUUGCACUGGCCUAAUGAGGGGAACUGUCAGGAGUCAACCUCAGCAGCUUCAGCAUUUCACAGGAAGUGUCUGGUGCAAAUUUGAAUGUUUCAGAUUAAAAGCUACUCUUUUUGCAUUUUUUGAGCUGUCUUCUCACGUAUCUAGCUCCAGAGAGAGAUAUAUAAAAUUCAAAAUGGCAGAGCAGCUAGGGUCCACAGUUCUGCUGCAUGAAUCGUGAUGGUCCAGGAAAUUUCAUCCUUACAAGGGACUUUCCCACCCCAUUGAGAUGCCAAGAGGCCGAGUCCAGUCUGUGUUCUGACCUCUGUUCUACUAUGGGUUCACUCUGCUCUUAACUGAGGUUUAUAUGCAAGAUAGAAAAAUAUCUGGCUUACAAAGGUACAGUCUUAACUCUGUUUUAUGUCUUCAAUCUCAUAAUACCUUAUUUCUAUCGGAUUCCUUUUAUUAUUUUAUAAAUCUCUUGAGAAUAUUUUCUAUUUAAAUUUGAAGAUCAGAUCCCCAUAAGAUUGAAUGCUGCCAGCAAAGGCAGACAUACCUUCCAGGGUGACUUUUACCUUGAAGAAAUCACCAGAGUCUCAGCUUCAGCUGUUCGGUUUCAAAUUUUUGUCAACCCUAAGUAGAUCCAUUUCUAGGAGGAACUCACACUGUCCAAGCUCAUCAUAUAUAUAAAGAGAUGUAUAAAUCUAGAAUGGUGAUAUAUAAUGUAUGGGAUCUUAGCAAGUUCCAUUAGAAAAUAAGCUGCAUAAAAGACAGUCUGUUCCCUGCCAUAUCCUCAGUGCUCAGCAAAUAUUUGAAACCUGAUUUAAUCUCUAUCUGUUUUCUCUCUGUAAAUAUAAUACAACCUACCUCAUUGAUUGUUUUAAGAAUUUUGAGAACUAAUGUUUAUAAGCACUUAGCAUGGUAUUUGCCACAAAGUAAGCAGCAUUGAAUAAAUUGCUCAUCAAAGAUUAGAUAUCUAUUCACUUUUUAUUUUAUUUUUUGUUGAAUUUACUUGAAAUGACAAUUGCAGUUGCUACAGAUAUGUGUUUUACCCCUCAUUCAUUUGUGAGUGAACUAGUUUGAAAUACAAAAGUGUAUACUGAAUGCUCGCCAUGUGCAAAGCACUCUGCUAGAUGCUGUGUGGGUUGCCAACACAAUGUUAGUGUCAUGUAGAAACUGAAUCCAUUGAAGGGAAUAGACUUACUAAAUGACUGUAAUACAAGGCCACUUCUAGAGCUAUCAGAAAAAGCACAGCCUAGGCCUGGGGCAUCCUGCUGGCAGGAGGAUGAAAUGCCUGUUUGCUGACAAACAUGCUUAGGAUGACCACAGCAGCAGUAGGAGAUAUAUUCCUGAAUCAUAAAAGAAAUGUUAUGGUUUAAAUUUGGUACAGUUUUUAAAGGUUAUGGUUAAUAUAAAUUUUUUCAAUACUUCAUAUUCUAAUUCUUUGAAAAUUUAUAAUCUAUGUAGUCUUGUAUGGCAAUUUUGUUUAACCAGAAUGCUUAAUCAGUUGGAAUAUUUGUUCUUCAAACUCUUUUAGAUAAACACUUUUAAAAACUGUUCUACCAAGUGACAUCCUUUCAUUGUAUAAAAAUAAAACUAAAAAUUAUUGUGUACGUACUUUUAGAAUGUAUUAUAUAUUUUAAAAUAUUGAAUAUGAAUAGGAAGGUAAGAUACUGACAUGGAGGCUUUUUUCUUUUGUAAGGAAAUAACUUUUCUCUCUUAGUAUAGUCUUUGGUCUGCACUUGUUUAAAAAUGCAAGUGAGAACAGAAAGCACAGCUAAUUCUGUACCAUUUAAAUACCAUAUAUUUGUAUAGGGCACUCCUUAUAUGGUAAUCUUAUUUCCUUCUGCAAAUUCUGCUUUCAUUGUUUUAUCAAUUCGAUCUCUAUGGAGGUGGUUAAACUAUGAUUUAUCCACAUGAUGGAAUAUUAUGCAGCAUUAAAAUGUUUACAGUAAGAAAUGCUUACAAAUGAAAAGAACAAAGUACAGAAAUGUAUAGAAUAAUCCAAUUAAACAUGAGAGAAUAGAGAAUAAUAAAAGCCCAAGGGGAAGUAUGCCAAAUAUGAAAUGUGGUUUUCUUUGGUAUUAGGAUCAUGUGUGAGAUUCUUCUUUCUACUUUCUUAAUCUUUUACAGUGUACAUGUUUUUAUAUAUGUCAUUGAAUAAGAAUAACUUUAUCUGAGACUGGAGAAUAAAGGUGCCUGAAGACUAA
Pteropus alecto (black flying fox) is the source of this 5600-nucleotide messenger RNA. RefSeq names its product SDA1 domain containing 1 (gene SDAD1). The transcript is spliced from 22 exons. Bases 147 to 2213 code for a protein of 688 amino acids. Lineage: Eukaryota; Metazoa; Chordata; Mammalia; Chiroptera; Pteropodidae. Gene Ontology annotation, cellular component: nucleolus. The record is from RefSeq and is a predicted model, not a curated record. Gene Ontology annotation, biological process: ribosomal large subunit export from nucleus; ribosomal large subunit biogenesis.